This is a messenger RNA of Schizosaccharomyces octosporus yFS286, 765 nucleotides long. RefSeq names its product ubiquinone biosynthesis protein Coq4. The record is from RefSeq and is a predicted model, not a curated record. The coding region runs from base 1 to 765 and encodes 254 amino acids. NCBI's taxonomy places the organism in Eukaryota, Fungi, Ascomycota, Schizosaccharomycetes, Schizosaccharomycetales, Schizosaccharomycetaceae. Gene Ontology annotation, biological process: ubiquinone biosynthetic process. Gene Ontology annotation, cellular component: mitochondrial inner membrane; mitochondrion. The transcript is spliced from 4 exons.
AUGAGUAUAUUCCUAAAACGUUUGAAUUUUGCCGUAACAAGGCCUUACAGUCGCUCACUGUUUACGUCGGCAGAAAGAACCCCAAAUUAUCCUGGUCAUGUUCCACUGUCUCCUUUACAGAGAAUAUUUUUGGUUGCUGGUUCUGCAAUAAUGGGAUUGAAGGCACCAUGGCGUGGAGACAUGAUUUCCAUAUUAGGAGACUCAUCUGGUCAACCGUUUUUUUUACGGCGUUUACUAAAUCAAAUGCUUGCUGAUGAAGUAGGCCGUCAAAUCUUGAUGGAAAAACCACGUAUAACUUCAAAGUCCUUAAAUCUUCCAUUCUUACGAACGCUUCCAUUAAAUACAUUAGGACGUAUUUACGUCGACUGGAUUGAUAGAGAACAUGUAAGCCCUGAUACUCGUUCCCCUACGCGAUAUGUAGAUGAUCCAGAAGAAGCAUAUGUUAUGCAAAGAUAUCGCGAGUGCCAUGAUUUCUAUCAUGCGCUUUGCCAUAUGCCUACAAAUAUUGAAGGAGAACUCGCUAUAAAAUGGCUCGAAUUUAUCAACAUGGGUUUACCCGUCGGUGCUCUAUCGGCUUUGUUCGGUCCUCUUCGGUUAAAUUGUAACCAAAUAGCAGCAUUUCGUAAAGUCUACAUUCCUUGGGCUGUUCGUAAUGGGCUUGUGGCUAAAACACUGAUUAAUGUUUACUGGGAAAAAGAACUCACCAAAGACAUCAAUGAAGUCCGAAAAAGGAUAGGAAUUGAAGCAGCUCCUCCUUUGCGCUAA